GAGUUGGUAAAAGGACUUCACGGGUGCAAAACAAGACAUCUGUCUGCUUUCAAGGAAUGUAAAGAUUUUUUCUGCUACAUGUCCGUCUCCCUGUUUUUAGUUAAAAUAUAGAUCUGAGUUCCAUUACCCUGGAAAUUACAGUGUUUUUCUGUAAGCUUCACAAUGAGUAUGAAAAGUGCUCGAACAAUUAGAGAACCUCUGAAGAAACCUCGGCCCCUUAAGUCAACAUCUAGCUCUGAACAAAUUAAAUUCCAAGUGCCAGAGUCUAAAGAUGCUGUGGUCCAUAAAUCUAAAGCUGAUAUCCUGGCAGAUCUAGAAGCUUUGAAUGUGAGUAUAAGUAACUGCAACUUUGAUGAAUUUACAGCUGCAGAUGUAUCAACAAUGUGUGCUAUACUUAAAAAGCGAGGAGAGGAACUUGAUUCUAGUCAUAAAGAUGCUGUUGAUCGUUAUUUUAGCACCCUUCGCAAUGCUGCUCGUGAGGAUAGAUUGGAUAUAAUAUCUCGCUUGAAGUUACUUGAAGUGAUUGAAAUUAGAGCUAUGGGAUGGAAAACUAAUGAAAAUCUUACUAAUUAUUACAACUCAAAAAUUCAGGAGUUAGAACAAGGAAUUGAUCAUUUGCACAUGUCUGGUUCUACUUCGCCCAGUAUUUCAUAUCCCCUGCAGAAUCAGAAUUUGUCUGUAACUAGUGGAAUGCCAUUAGCUCCUGGUGAAAUAAUUAGGUCAUCAGGAAAAUUUGCUAAACCUACGAAGAUAGCAGGAAAAAAUUAUUUCAAAGAUGAAAUUGUAAUCAGAAAUUCAGACUCAGGGAAAGUGAUGGGUAUCAAAGGACGACGUGUUCACAUGAUUGAAGAAUUGAGCGACACAGUAAUAUCAUUUCAACGAGUGAAUCCUGGAGCUCGUGAUAGGCUUGUACAGAUCACUGGUCCUCAUGAAGAAGCUAUUGG
Molecule: messenger RNA, 944 nt
Organism: Stegodyphus dumicola
Lineage: Eukaryota; Metazoa; Arthropoda; Arachnida; Araneae; Eresidae
Gene: mxt
Product: Eukaryotic translation initiation factor mextil
Biological process (GO): positive regulation of translation; regulation of formation of translation initiation ternary complex
Cellular component (GO): RNA cap binding complex; cytoplasm
Molecular function (GO): eukaryotic initiation factor 4E binding; translation initiation factor activity; RNA binding
Source: RefSeq, a predicted model, not a curated record